Messenger RNA from Colletotrichum godetiae, 400 nucleotides. RefSeq lists its product as uncharacterized. The record is from RefSeq and is a predicted model, not a curated record. NCBI's taxonomy places the organism in Eukaryota, Fungi, Ascomycota, Sordariomycetes, Glomerellales, Glomerellaceae. Bases 160 to 360 code for a protein of 66 amino acids. The transcript has a single exon.
GGAGGCAGCCAAGCAACAAUGUUUAGACGGAAUGCGGUCAUGACCACCUGUCAAACUCGACACCGACAAGGGAGGACGUUGCCGGGUUGUAAUGCUUUUUCAUGACCAAAUGUCAUUGAGGACAAUUGUUGGACAUGGUCUCACAUAUCCAGAAACUGGAUGAAUCUCGAUACUACCUACCUUACUCUCUGCAUAAAGGAGAUAAACCUGCAUGAAAGAUUCCCACACCGUGAAGAUGGGCCAUAUGUACACCACCCGACAGCCAUGAGGCUGAGGACCAUUAGAAGAUCCGUCUUAAGCGCCGAAGCUAUGGUCGAUUCCACUGCCACCAAUAGAUACACGCAGGUGGGCAAGGCUUGAGAGCUUCGGAGGCGGAGGGGAGGCCACCAGCAAACCCUCA